UUGGCACGGCUUAUCAAAACUUCCCUCAGCAAUUCAGUCGGCCAAGCUCGGAUCCGAUGCAGGAGAAAUAGUGCAGCUUUGCAGCAUGUACAAACCGUAUUUCUGAUCUAGACAGUUCUUUUUUCUUCUCAGCGCUCGACCUCUAGUCGACCGUUUCUUCUUUCGUUGUCGCAGGCAAGCCUGGUUUUAUGCCAUGCUCGUGCUGCCCUGUGUAAUUGUACAUAGUUUGAGGUGGGCUUGGGUUUGAGCUGUGAGGGGACGCUGCCGAUGUUGUACUUGUUGUUCAUUGUCUGAGGUGAGCUUGGUUUCGGGCAGUCAAGAGACACUACGGGGGCAUCCUUUGCGCUUGCAACAAGAUGGCGUCGAUGCAAGUGAAGUCUAGUUGCCUAGCUGUCUGCUGGCUUGCAGUGCUAGCUGCUGCUUCUCUGCCCUCGGUGCAAUCGAGCUACUCGCACAACUGCACCGAGGACGAGUGGUACGAUAUACGCGACUUUGGCUCCGAGGAGCUGGACAUCUACGUGCACGGCGUGGAGAGUGCACUAGGCAACCAGUCGGCGGCGGUGGCGGUGCCGAAGCCGCGUUCUGCCCGCGCUGUGCUGAACGGCACGGACAUUGAUGACGACGGGGAGUAUCCCGAGGACAGGUUGCCCGAGUGCGGUCUCUCGCGGCGCUCGGCGUGCAAGAGCCUCGGCGCGGCGUUCCACCAGGUGCCCAAGUACUGCGUGCCCAAGCUGACCACUCCGUUCCCGUGGGGCGUGCCGCGCACAAUCGCCAAGUGCGAAAACGGCUGCAUAACCCGGGUGAUACUGAUGGCACGGAAGCCGAGCUGCGAGGUGGUGGUGGGCGGCACGAACCUGACCAUUCGCAACAGUCGCGAGCUGAUGCUGCACUUUGUCAAGGACAACGAGUCGGAUUGUGAGUACGCGACACUGGUGUUCGAUGACGCCUUCACGCAGAGCUGGGUGGACGAGAACGAGGACAACCUCACGUUGCACGCCAGUCUGGAGAUCAGAAAUUCCAGCAACAUAGCCUUCAAGCAUGUCAGAGUCUUGCCGGCCCGCAAUCGAACUGCCUUGGCUGUGAUCGAUAGCGUUCGGGUCACGUUCGAGGACGUCAUCUUCGAGUCGGACAACCGCCAGCACUCCCUGGAGAUCUUGAGCUCCAUCGACGUCCACAUCUACAACGUCACGUUUCGCAAUUUCACCCGCGAAACGUCGGGCGGGAUGACUAACGAUACGGCUGCGUCGCACGGACAAGCUCCAACAGGUGGAGCGCCGUUGGACGAUCCGCCCACCGAAAAGUCCAAAAGCGCACUGUACAUAUCACACAAUAAUUCCAUGCUAUUGAGCGACACUGAUAUCUGGAUGGCUGUCAGUGGGUUUCGCUACGUUUGCGAAGAAAUCGAAAAAGCCAUCAUCAGCAAGUGCGAGGAGCAGAGGAGAGAAGAGUUCACGAAUGGCCGUCCCUCUAUUUUCCUUCUGAACGUAACCUUCUGGGGACUCCAGGCCAGGCGCGUCUCACUUGAACAGGGCUCGGGCCAGCAGCAAGCGGCCACCGAGAUGUUAUGGCAGCAGACGGGCACGGCGGUGGAGGCUCACUUCCUGGACCGGACCAAGACGGCCUAUGUGUUGUUCAAGAACUGUGUGGUGCAGCACGUGUCCCUGGAGGCCGGGGUGUUGCACACGUCGCCGGUGUUCGUGCGUUACGCAACCGAUAAACCACCACCGGCAAACCUGCACGGGCGCGUGCAGAGCGCCGUCUUCUCCAGCGAGCUCAACAGCGUGGAGUUUGAGAACUGCGAGUUCACCGACAACGCGGGCUACCUGGGCGGCGUGCUCCACGUCAGCGUCGAGGGCAACCGCCGGCUGACCGUCUUCAACAGCCUGGCCGUGAGCAACUCGCGACUCCUGCGCAAUCGUGCCGUGCUGGAGGGCGCGGCGAUAUUCGUUCACAUGACCGGAAUCCUGCAGGCAUCCAACAUUGUUGUUAUCAGCCGCUGCCGGUUGGAGGACAACAUUGCCGGCUCUCACGACAAGCCUACGGCCGGCGGGGCUCUGUAUCUGAUGUCUGACAGCCGUGCCGACAAGCAGCUCAACCUUAAGUACCGCCUGGGGCGCUGGUUUCCCGGCACGUACGCGCCGGUGAGCGGGCGCUGCGAUCCGCGCGCCCGCUCCUAUCGCCCCGCCGAGAUCAACCACGUGCGCUACAGCGUGACGCUGGACAACUGCGAGUUCAUCAACAACGUGGGCCUGGGCGCCGUGCACAGCCGCGUGGCCCAGGUCUCCUUUGAAGGCAAUACUACGUUUCUCGGCAAUCGUGGCAGCGCUCUCGUUGCGAUGAACUCGAACAUUACCAUCUCGGGCCGCCUCAAAAUGGCGAACAACUCCGGGCAGAUUGGAGCGGCGAUGCAUGUGGCUGAGUUUGGCUCUAUAAGGAUGACUGGGGUGGACGUCGAUCAUUUCAUCGUCGAGAACAACUCUGCUACAGCAAAAGGCGGUGCCUUCAUCGCGGACAUCGUCUCCUCUACCCAGUCGAAUGACGAGAGGCUGUUACACCUGGGAAGAAGUCGGCAGCUGUCCCAAUGUCCUCUCCAGUUCCCCAAGAACCUUUCGUACGGCAUCGUGGAGCGACUGCUGCUGACAAACAAGGUGAAGGCCCUCGACCAGUCCGGCUUCUACGUUGGCAGCUGGCAGAAGUGCUUUGGCAUUCUGUCCAUCAUCGACCAUCCCGCCAGCAGCACAAACAAUCAUACACUGGACUUCUGCACGCCAUUCAAUAUCUUCGACGGAUGGACACUGCCCUGUCAGGGCGAAGACACGGACACGGGUGAACUGGAUCAGCAAAUGAACAUCACCAGGAAACUGAACACCGGGCAGAUCAACUGCUCCGACUUCACCAAGGUCGUCCAGGCCUGGCUGAAGUCCGUACGCGCUCUGGAUCUGCACGCAGUGCUCACGGAGCUGGGCGUCGGCGACGAUCAGGGUCUGAACAGGACAUCCCAGUGCCCUCGCCGCAUUAGCAAGCCUCCCGACUCGGCCGUCCUGCGCAGCGCGUUCCAGCGUCCGCUGUCGGCAUUCGUCAGCCGAGACCAAGCGCCCAUCUGCAAGUCCAAGUUCUCGGACUCCAUUGUUCUGAACGAGCUGGAUCUGUACAAGACCAAAUUCUCUACGGACGCCGCCUGGCUGUUCUUCAACUCGACGACAACAAGCUGCUACAAGCGCAUCGGGAACAAGGUCUGGUACUUUCGUGGAGAUUGCCAGCGUACACAGAUCUACCAAUUUGCUCAAAGCUACAAUGAGUCGAGAAACAGCCUGCAGUUGCUGAGCAGCACGGACUUCUCCUUGGUGGGCCUGGCGGUCAAGCACUACCGGUUCCGCGCCAGCUCUGUUCCCGUCUUGCCAGGUCCUCGCCUAACGCUGACACCGUGGAGCGAUGCCCUGCAGAACUCCGAAGACGCGUUCGACCUGCACAUGGAAGACACGGACGAAGACGUGCCCAACGACAAAUGCGCGGAAGAGAAAGCUAGCCUGACGCGUAUCUUGCUGCAGAGCUAUUCCGAUCUGAUCCUGCAUCCCGCCCCCGGCGAAGUGUUCGACCUGGACAUCAUCGUCACCGACGAGCUGCUCAACGUCCGCAGUGCCACACUCAGCAUUAAGGUGAAGUCUAAGAACGGAGAUGUUCUUCUGGGACACGACGACCACCAGUACAGCCCGGACGAGUUUGUCCUGUUCUCCACGGGCCAGACCAACUGGGCACUGUCGCUGCUUGGCCUUCCAGGUUCUGAAGGUUACCUGACUAUCAAGGCCGAAGGUGAUUACAACCAGCGGCCGUCGGCUGACGAGCAGCUCGAACUGAGAAUCCCGUUCCGCCUGCGUAACUGCCACUUCGGCUUCGACCAGCCGAUCAUUCGUGAUUUAGACCAGGCACAGCGCUACGUGGACGAUCUGACCCGCUGUCGUAAGGACAAGACGCUGGCAAACUGCUCUCAGCUCAGCUCGGGUAGCACACAGCUGUCGCGGCUGACCUGUCGCUGCCCGCGCGACCGUCAGGGGGUCAAGGACUGCGAGCUGGGACGACGCAUCAACAUCCGCAGCGACUACUGGGCGGGCUUCUGGGAAAACAAGUUACAAACGGAAGUCUGGCAGCGCAAGCACAUCUCCGAGUAUCGCACCGGCGAGUUUCGACAGCAGGACCGAGACCCGUUCGGUCGCUACGACAACGAUUUCAAAAUCGCCCCGUGCAACGGCCUGUGCUCGGACCACGGGCGCAACACCUCGUGGCCGCUGGACGAGGUCAGUCCGUGCAACACCGACAUGGGCCGCGUGGGACCGCUGUGCGGAAUGUGCAAGGACAACACGUAUGUGCUUGUGUCCUCCGAGUGGUGUAAGCCGUGUGACCAGCGUCUGUACGGUGGCAUUGGCCUGUACGUGAUCAUCGUCAUCAUGGUCACAGCGCUGGUCUUCUUCGUUCUCGUCUACCUGGAGGUGCGAGUCACCGCCACACUCGACUCAUGGCUAUUCUUCAUGCAGGCGGUGUUUUGCCUCUACCCGGAUAAUUUGAUCGUGGGCGCCAUCUCCUACAACAGCCUCACCUACGGCCUUGGGCAGCUAUGCCUGUCCAAGCAACUGCAGCGCAUCGAGGCUAAGAUGCUGCUCGUCAUCCAGCCGGGCGUUCUGUUCACCAUGCUGGGCACGUUCAAGCUGCUCGAGCAGACCGCCGUCGGAAUUCGCAUGAUGGACUGGCUCAGCAAAGGGCGCGAGAGCGAGCGCAUGCUGCCACGCGUCCUCUGGCUGUGCGUCCUGUACAGCAGCAGCUCGCUUGCGUACGUAGCCUUGACCAUGCUGACGUGCGUGAACCUGGACAACCACGGCCUUAAGGUGCUGUUCGUGGACGGCUCGGUGGAGUGCUUCAACAGCGUCCAUCAGCCGUACGCCGUCUUCUCCAUUCUCAUCCUCAUGCUGCUCAUUCUGCCGCCGCUGGUCAUUCUGGUCGUGGCGCCCAACUGGUCCAGGUCCAAGCGUGGCGGCACGUUUGUCAACUCCUUCAUCGACAUUGCCAAGUCGAUCUACCGCCGCCGCUACCACACCUGGCCGGCCAUCAGUCUCGGCCGGCGGCUGAUGUUCGCCGUCUUCCUGACGGUGAUCACGGACGGGCCGUCGCGCCGCCUCGCCAUGACGAUACACGCCCUGGUGCUGCUGGCCCUGCACGCCGUGUUCAAGCCGUACAAGAAGGAGGCCAAGCGUCGCCUCUUCUUCUUCUCCGACAUCAACAACACGUUCGAGGCGUUCAUCCUGCUCGACCUGAGCAUUCUGGGUGUGCUGCGACUGGUCGUGUCCGACUUUGGCAUCGACGAUCCGCGCCAGUUUGCUCAGACUGCCGUCUAUCCGCUGUACGCCGCACCAACAGUCAUCAUUCUUGCCCUGCUCGCCGAGAAGCUCAUCUUGCGCUUGCGUGCCCGCAGCAAAAGCCAGGCAUCGCCCGGUUCCAGCGGGGACUCGGCGUACGGUGACAGUCCCGAGGAGCAGGGCAAGCAUCAUCUCCUGCAGCAUAUGGCCGGGCGCCACGUGGACGAGGACAGUAACGAGGAGAGCGACGACGGACAGGAUGACGCGGACACGCCGGAGAGUCCCGGCGAACACGUGCCCAUUGCCGGAAAUGCUGGUCGAGGACCCAUCAAUCGCAUUCACGGCAUUGCAACACCACUUCUCAUGGAGAUCCAGGACAUCAGUGACCAAUGAUAAAAUACUGUUUUUAAAGGAAAAGGACAGAGAAACUACAAGUUACACUAUAAUGUCCACUAACACCACCAGUCCUUUUUCUUUACUAUAAAUUUAUCCUUGGCUCUCCAUCUGAGUCCAUACAUUUUGCAUCUUUGCUUCUUAUACAUGGCAGCACAUCUCAUAAAGAUUGAUUUAGCAUCUUUGCAUGGCAGCACCGUAUCAUGGAGGUACAGUCAGACCUCGCCUUUUAAACCGCACACACCCGUUUUACACAAAAGUACCAUAAUAGGCGAGGGAACUGGAUAAUCGAACACCGGUUUUGUUGGAUGCAUCACGUAUGUUGUACAUCUGUAACCAGCUAUUUUCUUCCGGAUGGCGAGGGAUCCGGAUAAAAGAGGACCGGAUAAGCGAGAGGUCUGUGACCAUCCGUGUGUACUAUUUGCGCCUAAGUGAAGCACAUUAUCAGCACAAUAUGCUUUCCCGGCACGUUACUCCCUGCACGAUAUGAGCAGUUCUAGCAAUUAGCCUAGAGUCCUUCGAUAUUUCAAACUGAACAUUAGUUGUAUCACAUGUUUCUACUUGACUAAUGUGACUUAGCUUAUCACAUAAAGGAAGGAAUGAUCAUGCGUAAGAAGAAUCACAUAAAUAGAGUAGGAAUGAAAGGUCAAGGGUGAAACGUUUCAAUAUCGAUUUCAAUCUCAACCACAAGAAUUUCACGUGAAUAUCUCAAAGUUUUCAAUCCCACUAUUUAGCCUAUUAUUGAUUAUGCUAAGAUUCAAAGCAAAAUGGUUAUAAUACAAUUUUCUGCAGUUCUCUACGACGAUUUCUUGAUCAGUGAUUUGAACUUUGAUAACCUGCCGCUAGAUGAGCGCUUUGGUGGUAGCGAUGUGG
This is a messenger RNA of Sycon ciliatum, 6611 nucleotides long. RefSeq lists its product as uncharacterized. The coding region runs from base 357 to 5738 and encodes 1793 amino acids. Lineage: Eukaryota; Metazoa; Porifera; Calcarea; Leucosolenida; Sycettidae. The transcript is spliced from 13 exons. The record is from RefSeq and is a predicted model, not a curated record.